Beta vulgaris subsp. vulgaris (sugar beet) is the source of this 1536-nucleotide messenger RNA. RefSeq names its product E3 ubiquitin-protein ligase RING1. Bases 574 to 1152 code for a protein of 192 amino acids. The record is from RefSeq and is a predicted model, not a curated record. Lineage: Eukaryota; Viridiplantae; Streptophyta; Magnoliopsida; Caryophyllales; Amaranthaceae. The transcript is spliced from 3 exons.
GAUAAGCAAAGAAAAUAAAACGACCUGUUUCACUCAUUUCUCACAGUAGUACAGUAACACAGCUUUUGUUUUCUUUCUCUGUCUCUUUCACAAAUCCCAGAAAUUGAUAAUUGAUUUUACCCCAUGUGGAAUUUCAGCUCAAUUCAACUCAAAUUGAUUAGGAUUCCAAAUGGGUAGUUCCCUUUUUAGCUUUUAUUUGAUUGAAUCAAAUCCUACCUUUUCUGGGUUCUUGCAAUAUCUUUUUACCAUAUUUAUAUGAUAUUGAAAUUUUGUUUUGUUAUCUUCAAUUGGAAAUUCAAAAAAUAAAAAAAAUAACCCAGAUUUUAUUUUCUUUUCAUUUUUUUUGGGUUUUUAGUUCUUUAUGGAAUUGGGUUUAUCAAAAAGUUUGAAUCUUUGUUGUUUUCAUUAGCUAAGUAAUUAUGAUUAGGUUGUGCUAUUUGUGGAAAAAUCUUCAAGUUUUGAUUGAUCUUGAUUUGUUAUGUGGGUUUGUGCUGUAUGCUAUUGAACAUCUGGUUAACACUCAAUUAACACUUUCUGCUCAUUUGAUUUAAGUCAAAGGAAGUGUUUUGACAAAUGAUGUAUGACAUCAAUUUGAUUACAACUAUAAUUGGAUUUGGGAUGAGCUCCAUUUUCAUAAUGUUUAUAUGCACAAGGCUAAUAUGUAGGAGGCUUCAAGUGACAGAUUCCAGAAGAAGUGCUGAUACCGAACCCGAAAUCGAUGUUGAGCAGCCAGAACAAAGGACUGAUGGUCUUGAACCCUUUGUGGUUGCUGCGAUACCCACGAUGAAGUUUCAUCGGGAUGCAUUUAGCUCUGCCGAAGAUUCUCAGUGUUCAAUUUGCUUAGGGGAGUAUCAAGAAAAAGAAGUCUUAAGAAUUAUGCCCAAAUGUGGCCAUAGUUUUCAUCUUUCCUGCAUUGAUCCCUGGCUGAUGAAGCAAUCUACUUGUCCUGUUUGUCGUCUGCCCUUGAAACAUUCUUUUGACCCAAAGCACACAAGGUUGGAUGAUGAUUUCGAAGAGGGUUUAAUUCAGUUGUCGGUACCUGAUUCGAGGCAUUCAGCAGGCUAUAUCAGCAGCCAACAGCAUCACCAAUCAACAUCUAGCAACCCAGAAUUCAAUUUGGAUGGAGAUUCAGAGCCUAGGAAUGUAGUAUAAAAGGAAUUGGUCCUUCCUAUCUCUGGUUUAACAUCAUUGAUCUUCAGGAUCAUCAGAAGCAACCUUAUGCAAGAACCUUUCUUAACAAAAGCGAAAGAUGGGUUUUCUUUGGGGGUUGUUCAAGGCAUGAACGUUAGAGAGUGUGAAUAGUAUCUUACAGUUACAGGUAGAAUUUCUUGUCAAAUAUUCAUUGUGCUUCGAGUUUGAUUGUUAAAAUGUGUGAAUUUUCUUAACAUGAUUUGAAGGAAAUUUUCCAAUAGCGUAAAAGAGAAAGAGUCUGUUGAUCAUCAAACAAUUCAUGUAACAGAUGCACUAGAUUGGUUUGAAUAUGUGUACACGAAUCCUAUCUGAAAAUCUUAAUCGAAGAGUUUUCUGAACCUGGAA